GGGUGUUAGCACUGAUGCUGUCGUCAUAAAUGCUGCUAUGGCGCCACGAAAACGUUGUCGCUACUCGACUCCCUGGUGGAAAUUGAAACUGCCUUCUGACGAACCACCGCUUUGUGAGCUUAGUAGCGAGGAAGACCUGUGGAAACCGCUCCCUCCUCCGGGUGCGCAUCAGGCAGAUCGGCAAGGAAGCAUAUUAGCAGGAACCAUAUUAGCUGUCAAGGACCACGUAUAUGUACCAGCUCUCGAUCUGCGCGUUGUUAGACGAGAUGACGAGAAUGUUGAGGGCAUAGAUGAAAACUUUCCUGUUGCUGAUGAUGAUGAAGGGCUGCAGGAGAAGACUGUGCCAGCACAUGAAUGCAGAAUGAAUAACGGCAGAGAUUCAGCUGUUACUGGUCACGAAGUGGAAGAUCAAGAAGCUCAGCUUCUAGAAGAAGCUAAUAAUAAUCUACCUGGAGUAAGACAUGAAAUGGAAGGCCAAUCGAUAAAUGGCGUGGAAGAAGCUAACAAAACGUCUGUCAUCCGAAAUGGACAGGCAGAACAACGAACACAGUUCAACAAAAGAGAGAAUGCUGCGACUGGUUCAAUGUAUAAGGUGGUAGAGCUACUGGCACAGCCCAUGGAAGUAUUCAACAAUAGAGGUGCUGCCACCCAUGGUUUGUCUGAGCAGCGGACACAGUCUUUGCAAAGAGCCAGCAGCGGAACUGGUGCUAUUCAGAUAGUUUACAAGAAACACACACAACCAAUGGAAGAAGCGAACAAUAGAGACAGCGCCAGGCGGGGGCUGGUAAAUGAUGUAUCACAGCCCAUACAUGGAGAGAGUAGUAAAGCGAGCACUAGUCGCGGUUUUGUAAAGCAACGACCAGAGCUUGUGGAAGAAGCCAACAGUAGAGCUGGUGUCAUACUGCAAGGGGCAGAGCAACGGACGCUGCCUCUGGGUGGAACCAACAUUAUUGCAAGUGUCAGACACGAUUUGACAGACCAACAGGAAGGGCACAUUCUAGUUGCAAACAAUGGAGAUGGCACUAGACAUUGUCGGGUAGAGCAGGAUCAACAUGUAGGAGCCCAAAAUGUGGUCGGUACCAAUCACAGAAUUAUACAUCAACAGUCGCAGCCAGUGAAAGUGCCAAACAAUCGAACUGGCGCCCAGGAAGAAAGACUUCAGCAACAGGAAAAACUUGGACAAAAGGCCAACGAUAGUGCUGGCGACAGUCCAAGAGUAUUAGAGCAAAAGUGGCAGCCCAUGGAGGCAACCAUAAUAGCAGACUUCAAUACCAAACAGAUACUGCUGGUGGCAGGAGGGCAGUCGACUCAGUCGAUGGAAGGCGCCAACAAUAGAACUGUCACCAGACAAGGAGCUUUAGAACAACGCGGAAAGCCAAUGGGAGACGCCAACAAUAGACCUGGAGUCACUCAGGUAGUAACGGAUCAACAAGCACAGCCCACAGAGGGAGUCAACAAUACAUCUGUCGCCAGAUAUGGUCUGGCAAAUUUUCAGCCACUGCCCUCGGAUAAAACUAGAAUCAAACCUUAUUAUGUAGACCCUGGACAAACACAUGGAUACUUUUUGGUUGAACCUGGAACCACUUACAUAGUUGUACACCGUAAGUCGCAGCCAAUGGAAGGUGCUAACAAUAGAACUGGAGCCACAGGAGAAGUACUUGAGAAUCGGGAACAGCUUGUGCAAGAAACCGACGACACACCUGACGACAGUUCAACACUAGAAAACGAAGCAUCCAAAGUAGGAAAGUGCUGUGGCAGACAUGCCGUGCUGCCAUUGAUACUAGCUGAAAUAGAGCAGCCAGUGGAAGAAGCCAACAACAUAACCGACACUAGACAAGUAGUGUUAGAACAAUGGAUACAACCUAUGGAAGAGGCCCAGAACAGAGUGGUGGCUCAACAAGCACAGCCCUUGGAGGCAGUCAACAAUAUAGCUAUAGCCAGAUAUGGUCAAGUAGGGUAUCAGGCACGGCCCACAGAUGCAGUCAACAAUGGAAAUGGCAACAGACGUGGUGAGGUAGAGCAACAGCCACCAAACUUGCAAGUAUCCACUAGUGCAGCUGGAGGCAGGCAAAAACUUGUAGGGCAAGCAGCACAUCCCAUGGUAGGAGACAACAGAGUAACUGCUGCCAGGCAAGAAGUGGUGGAGCAUCAACCACAGCCCAUCCAAGGAGCUAACACUGCAUCUGGAAGUAGAUCUAGAGUCUUAGAGCAACAGGUAGUGCCAGUGGAAGAACGCAACAACAGAGCUGGCUCCGGCGGUAGGGAUGGAAACAGUCAUCUAGCACAGGCUGUGGGACGAGCCAUCAGUAGUAGCUUCGCCAGGGUUGGAAUUGUAGAGCAGGGGGCACAGCCAGUGCAAGGAUCCAACACAGAAGCUGUGAGGAGGCGGAGCAUGGGAGAGCAUCUUGCACAACCUGUGCCAGUGGAAGAACGCAACAACAGAGCUGGCUCCGGCGGUAGGGAUGGAAACAGUCAUCUAGCACAGGCUGUGGGACGAGCCAUCAGUAGUAGCUUCACCAGGGUUGGAAUUGUAGAGCAGGGGGCACAGCCAGUGCAAGGAUCCAACACAGAAGCUGUGAGGAGGCGGAGCAUGGGAGAGCAUCUUGCACAACCUGUGCCAGUGGAAGAACGCAACAACAGAGCUGGCUCCGGCGGUAGGGAUGGAAACAGUCAUCUAGCACAGGCUGUGGGACGAGCCAUCAGUAGUAGCUUCACCAGGGUUGGAAUUGUAGAGCAGGGGGCACAGCCAGUGCAAGGAUCCAACACAGAAGCUGUGAGGAGGCGGAGCAUGGGAGAGCAUCUUGCACAACCUGUGCCAGUGGAAGAACGCAACAACAGAGCUGGCUCCGGCGGUAGGGAUGGAAACAGUCAUCUAGCACAGGCUGUGGGACGAUCCAUCAGUAGUAGCUUCGCCAGGGUUGGAAUUGUAGAGCAGGGGGCACAGCUAGUGCAAGGAUCCAACACAGAUGCUGUGAGGAGGCGGAGCAUGGGAGAGCAUCUUGCACAACCUGUGCCAGUGGAAGAACGCAACAACAGAGCUGGCUCCGGCAGUAGAGAUGGAGACAGUCAUCUAGCACAGGCUGUGGGACGAUCCAUCAGUAGUAGUUCCGCCAGGGUUGGAAUUGUAGAGCAGGGGGCACAGCCAGUGCAAGGAUCCAACACAGAAGCUGUGAGGAGGCGGAGCAUGGGAGAGCAUCUUGCACAACCUGUGCCAGUGGAAGAACGCAACAGAGCUGGCUCCAGCAAUAGAUAUGGAGACAGUCAUGUAGCACAGGCUGUGGGACGAGCCAUCAGUAGUAGCUCUGUCAGGGUUGGAAUUGUAGAGCAGGGGGCACAGCCAGUGCAAGGAUCCAACACAGGAGCUGUGAGGAGGCAGAGCAUGGGAGAGCAUCUUGCACAACCUUUGCCAGUGGAAGAACGCAACAACAGAGCUGGCUCCGGCGGUAGGGAUGGAAACAGUCAUCUAGCACAGGCUGUGGGACGAGCCAUCAGUAGUAGCUUCGCCAGGGUUGGAAUUGUAGAGCAGGGGGCACAGCCAGUGCAAGGAUCCAACACAGAAGCUGUGAGGAGGCGGAGCAUGGGAGAGCAUCUUGCACAACCUGUGCCAGUGGAAGAACGCAACAACAGAGCUGGCUCCGGCGGUAGGGAUGGAAACAGUCAUCUAGCACAGGCUGUGGGACGAUCCAUCAGUAGUAGCUUCGCCAGGGUUGGAAUUGUAGAGCAGGGGGCACAGCUAGUGCAAGGAUCCAACACAGAUGCUGUGAGGAGGCGGAGCAUGGGAGAGCAUCUUGCACAACCUGUGCCAGUGGAAGAACGCAACAACAGAGCUGGCUCCGGCAGUAGAGAUGGAGACAGUCAUCUAGCACAGGCUGUGGGACGAUCCAUCAGUAGUAGUUCCGCCAGGGUUGGAAUUGUAGAGCAGGGGGCACAGCCAGUGCAAGGAUCCAACACAGAAGCUGUGAGGAGGCGGAGCAUGGGAGAGCAUCUUGCACAACCUGUGCCAGUGGAAGAACGCAACAGAGCUGGCUCCAGCAAUAGAUAUGGAGACAGUCAUGUAGCACAGGCUGUGGGACGAGCCAUCAGUAGUAGCUCUGUCAGGGUUGGAAUUGUAGAGCAGGGGGCACAGCCAGUGCAAGGAUCCAACACAGGAGCUGUGAGGAGGCAGAGCAUGGGAGAGCAUCUUGCACAACCUGUGCCAGUGGAAGAACGCAACAGAGCUGGCUCCAGCAAUAGAGAUGGAGACAGUCAUCUAGCACAGGCUGUGGGACGAGCCAUCAGUAGUAGCUCCGCCAGGGUUGGAAUUGUAGAGCAGGGGGCACAGCCAGUGCAAGGAUCCAACACAGAAGCUGUGAGGAGGCGGAGCAUGGGAGAGCAUCUUGCACAACCUGUGCCAGUGGAAGAACGCAACAACAGAGCUGGCUACGGCAGUAGGGAUGGAGAAAGUAAUCUACUUAGUGCCAGGCAUAGAAAUGCAGAACGAGCACAGGCUGUGGGACGAGCCAUCAGUAGUAGCUCCGCCAGAGUUGGAAUUGUAGAGCAGGGGGCACAGCCAGUGCAAGGAUCCAACACAGAAGCUGUGAGGAGGCGGAGCAUGGGAGAGCAUCUUGCACAACCUGUGCCAGUGGAAGAACGCAACAACAGAGCUGGCUACGGCAGUAGGGAUGGAGAAAGUAAUCUACUUAGUGCCAGGCAUAGAAAUGCAGAACGAGCACAGGCUGUGGGACGAGCCAUCAGUAGUAGCUCCGCCAGAGUUGGAAUUGUAGAGCAGGGGGCACAGCCAGUGCAAGGAUGCUGUGGUGAAGCUGUUUCUGGAAUAAGCAUAGGAGAGCAUCGUGUACAACCUGUGCGUAUUGCCAGGCAACACGUAGUAGUGCAACGCGCACAAUCCAUGAGUGCGGCCAACAGGAGAGCUGGCACUAGCAGGGGUCGUCGGAAGGGUGAGGGCAGGUGGCAGCCUCCUGAUUCAACAGUCGAUGAGGACAACAGGCGAAUUGUUAAAGAGCUUCCACGCGGAAUGCACUGGCUUCGCACAUACACUGAUAAUGAGGCCGAGGGAGUGGUUAUUGAUGGUAGCAAUCCAUCGCAGCGAAACCGCUCACAUGCUUAUGAGGCAGAACGCGAUACAUCUUCACCCGAAGUCGUCGUCCUCGCAGAGCUGCCCCCAUCUCGUAUCUCAAGGGCCGUGGGAGAUUCACCUUCCAGAAGCAGCAGCAGUAGAGAUGAACUUUCGCCCGAUGUCAUCUUAGUCGCAGAAAUUCCGACGGGACGUAAUGUACGGAUGAUGAAAGUCUUGUCGAGAAAAUGGCGAAUCAUCCGUCACUGUGGCAGUUGUCAAAUGUGUCCUAUAGAGAUGAAAGGGUCAAGGACAAUACAUGGGCUGAGGUUGCCAGUGAAACUGCAAAAACAAGCUAUCUGCCCCAAUCAACAGCAACAGCAAAGCGAGGCCCAGCCAAGUGGCUCAGCCCAGCAAGGCAGUUCAGCCCAGGCUAGUUUCUCGCCUCGUCCAGGUUGCUCAUACUGGGGAGAGGGCUCAGCCCAGCCAGGUUGCCCAGUCUCAUCACGUGCCCAUCCCCAACCAUGCCACUCGUCAUCUUCAUGUGGCUCUCACCGACCAUCAGCUCAGGCAGGUGGCUCAAGAUGGCCAAGGGACUCAGCUGAGAGAAGUAGCUCAGUCGAAUCAGGUGAUUCAAGCCGAGCCAGUGGCUCGUCUGAGUCAGAUGGUUUAAACCAAACCAGCAGCUCGACUGAAUCAGAUAGAUCACUCCAAACUAGUGAAUCAACUGAUUCAGAAAGUUCAAGUCAAGCAAAUGGCUCAGCUGACUCAGAUGGUUCGAGUCACACGAGUGGCUCAGCUAGGCCAGAUAGUUCAAGGCAAGCCAGUGGCUUAGCUGGGUCAGUUGCUUCAAGCCGAGCCAGUGGCUUAUCCAGGUCACGUGGUUCAUCAUCACCCAGCGGACCAGCGUCCUCAAGUGGCUCAGCGAGGUCCUCUAGAACAGCACAGGCGGGCAACUCUCGAGAUGCAGACUCAUUCUCCGAGGACACUACUUCAGAUGACUCAUACGAUGAGACGGACCUGAGCUCAAGAGUUCCUUCUACUGACACUCGCAAAGGUCAAAUAGCGUUUUUGAGGAGGCGUGACAUAUACAAAGGUAUUGACUUCUACGUGACACAAGUUUAUGAAUAUAAGGAACUUAUGGACUUGUCCAGAAUUUUUGAGUUGAGCUCAGUUGAUGAGGACACUGAUAUCGACAUGUACAUGCCAGCGGGGAAUGAUUCUGAUGAUGAAGGGGAAGAAAGUCAUGCUACUCGUGGCCAGAUAUCAUUUUCACAAGGUGCAGAGGCUCAAUUUAACAUAAUAUCAGAGAUUGAUUCUGAGGAGGAGGAGGAGGAGGAAGAAGAAGAAGAAGAAGAAGAAGAAGAAGAAGAAGAGGAGGAGGAUUCUUCUGAUGACCAGGUACCCACUGGCAAGAAAAUGAUUGUUAAGCGUCAGAGGCCAUCAACAAAUGGUCGUACAAAAAGGAAGAAGAUUCAAGUGAAGAGGAAAUCACAAGCUGGACGAAAGAAGAGAAGGAAAAUGUGAAAUAGUUCAGAGAUGAACACAUCUUUCUGGUUUAUUUACUUCAAGAAAUGAUUAUCUGACUUAAAAAGAAAUAUGUGCCAAGUUAGAACCAAAUAUUAAAAAUUGACUGUUUUAUAUUAUUGUUAUUAUUCACGGAAUUAUCUGUGUUAAUUGUGAUGUUGCCUAUAUUGUGUUAGUUGUUAGCAAUAUCCCAACAGUACUGUAGUAAGCUAGUGUAAUAUGCUAUUUAAUAUGUAUUAUUGGUGUCUGUCAUCUGCAAAAAAAUGUAUUUCCUUUGCAGCACAAACAUCAACUGAUAAGUGAUGUGUAUCUUGAUUCACACAUAUUUCAGCAUCUCUGUGCCGUCAUCAGUGGUAACAUAGAGAGAGGUGUAGAAAUCUAUUUGGAAUAGAAUCUAAAACAAAUUAUUUUCAAAUGGCAUAACAUUUUACAUGAUGUUUUACCAUGGCACAAAAAGAGUUAAUCCUCCUUCAUACAUUGAUUAAUUAUGUUACCACAUUAUGUUUGUGCUAUGAUGGGAAUAAUUGCCCUGUAUUUACUUAGUAGAAAUCUAACUUCUUUAUAGAUAUCAAUAUUAAUAGGCUCAUAUUAUAGCUGUUAAGUUACUUCUUAUUAUUAAGUUCAUUUAUUUCUGCUGGUGACUGCAGUCAUAAUCAGAAUCACAUAUAAGGAAUCUGCAAAAAUUUUUCAAGGUCUGGGCUGUUCCUACUGUUGUAUGUACAAGUGAUAGAACUGGAAUUUUUAAAAUUCAUAUUACAAGGUCAUUCUAAUUCUCAUUGUAACUGUACAAGACGGUACCUACAUAUCUCCAUGAGUGAUGAGAAGUUAUUACAAGAAAUUUUACUGUUCUUCUCAGUAAAUCCAUUGUUUCUGCUGUGUCAUGAGAUGUGGAACUAUUUUUGUAUAUAGAUCUCCACACCAACAGUCUUGUAUAUCUUUGUAGAGACUGACAUAAAUAGUUUGUGGAGUAAUAAGGUUUCUGAGUCACAGUGGAAAAUGUAUGGGAACUUUAGUUUUUGAACAUGCAAUUGUACUACAGGAAUAAAGAUCAAUAGUUAUGAAACUGUACACUUUUGAUAUGUGAAAAGAAAUUAACAAUUUCAAACUUAACAAUAUAUUUUAUGUGAAUUUGGAAUACUUAAAACAGCUAUUUUUAAAUAAAAUAUACUCUAUUUUCGACUCAUUUCUCUGAGACACCAUUAUGUGAUUUGUUUCUUAAUCUUAUGUAUUAAUUAUGUAAUUCCUGUAUAUUUUGUGUUUAUAUGUUUUUUUGUGGUUACAUUUAUAAUCAUUUCUUCUUUAUCACUCUAUAUUAAUACAAUUUUUAUGCAGUUGUCGUAAAUCAUGUCUCUUUCUUGAAUAGCUUGUUCCUUAUUUUGACAUUAACACUUUAUUUAAUUAUUCUGUAACUGGAUGAUUUCACCAUUUUGCACAUUAUUGUUGUAUAUCAUAAUAACAAUUAUUAUACUUACAGUGUAUUAUAAUCCACACAGCUGUGUGAAACUCUUCUUAGGGACAUCAUCACAUUUAACUUUUUCGCCACUCUGCUGUGUGGGUUAAAUAUGCUGUAAGCAUAACAGUUUUUAUUGUAAUCUAGCUUGAUAGUGUCCUCGGUGUGAAAAUAACUACCUGCCUAAUGAUGAAAUAAAGUGCUUAUUGCAAAAUAAAAGAACAGCCUAUAUAGAAAAAUCACUUCCUUUAAGUAUAUUAAUAUUGACUCAUAUAUACUGAUUGUAUGCUUCAGUGUAUAUUUUGAUAUUUAGUAGAUAUUGAUGUAUAAUAUA
This is a messenger RNA of Schistocerca nitens (vagrant locust), 8364 nucleotides long. RefSeq lists its product as uncharacterized. NCBI's taxonomy places the organism in Eukaryota, Metazoa, Arthropoda, Insecta, Orthoptera, Acrididae. The coding region runs from base 38 to 6580 and encodes 2180 amino acids. The transcript has 16 exons. The record is from RefSeq and is a predicted model, not a curated record.